GUGUGUACAAUUGGAAGUGUGUAUUUUGUUUAUUUCUUUUUGUCAGAUAAAUUCAAUAAAAGUUACUUUUCGUCUGAUGUGCGGACAGUUAGUAGAAACGUUACUAAUAAAUAUUUAACCAUGAACAACCCAACUGUUCUGUGGGACAAGGAUGCAGAUAAACGUAAUACAAUAUUAAGGCAACCCAAAGCAAUAACUAUUACACAGCAGUCUGCACCUUCUAAUUCUCCAGAGGUAAAUAUCUUAAAUACAACUACCAGAGAUGAAAAACCACGUCUAAGUAGCAAAACACUCGUGGAUAGGGAAACGUUGGUUGCCAAUUCAACGUUAAAUGCAAGUGCUAAUGAAUGGUAUCCUAAAAAUGUUUAUGUUCCUCAUCCAGUUGAAUUUAUUACAAGUAGUGUUCAAAAACGCUUACAAAUACAUAGAGAGCCGCCACAAGUUAUUUCAGAAAAUAUUAACAAUGAGGUAACAGAAGGAUACUCACCUGACCUAAAUCGAAUUAAACAAAUAAUUACCACUUUAACAAAAGAUCCCGGACAAUUUCAUGAUUUGAUAGAACUAUUUAUGGAAACUUUGAUACCAUAUCUUGAAGACAUUAUGAUAACAUCCUUAGUAGCUGAAAUUAUUGUUGAACAGGCAAUAAAUUGUCCCAACUUUAGGUAUACAGCAGCAAGGUUGUGUUGGACUAUUGAACCUAUUUCACCACAAUUUCGGGCAGAGUUACAUUUGAAAUGUAAAAAACAAAUAGACGACAAUCCCGACCCGAAAAACGUUUUACCUUUAAUAGCUGAAUUAUAUAUACAGCUACCACAUCUCUUUGUUUAUGGAACGCUAUUAAUUAAAUUAUUUAAAAAAUUGCUUGAUAUUGGCGGCAAUGAAAAUAUUAAGACUAUAUGUCAAGCUUUGAAGUUGACUGGAUAUUCGUUGGAACAAAGUAAUAAGUCAGAGUUAGACAUGAUAUUCAGUCAUCUCAGAUCAGUUAGAAAUAGAGUAGAUGGAUCGGCAGCAUUUUUAUUGGAGUCGCUUUAUCCGUUAAGAGCGUCGAAUUGGGGACAUUUUACUGAAGAAUCAGAAUCCGAAUCAGAUGAUGCAGCAUUUGAUGGUAUUCAAAAUCAAGUAACAUAUGACAUUGACGGAGAAACAUUGACAACUGAGGAAAGAGAAUUUUUAGCUUCACAUAUAAAUGCCGAAGAUGAAUAUGACAUUGAAGAUGAUUCUGAUCCAGAUGAGCUGUGCGACCCUGAACCCGAGAUGGACGAAGAAAUUCAAGAGGCUUUUAAAGAGUUUGUUAAAUUUAGCGGACAAAAAUAGUUUGUUUAAUUUAAAUUAGCCGUGUAUAAAUUAAUUUGGACGAUGGUUUGUAAUUUUAUUGUAGAAAUUGUCAAUUUCGUGUACGCUGUGAGUUUUUUUACUGAUAAUCGUAAUUUAAGGCAUAUAUGUAUAGUUUAAAAUAUACAUAAAAAAAUUCCAAUAAAAUGAAUUUGUAAGGAUA
This is a messenger RNA of Diabrotica balteata, 1495 nucleotides long. The record is from the annotation of a GenBank genome assembly. Lineage: Eukaryota; Metazoa; Arthropoda; Insecta; Coleoptera; Chrysomelidae.